AUGUCGCGCUCGCACUCCCACCGUUCCGACAUAGUGCCCCCCGGCGCCCCGUACCUCGAAGUCCUCGUCCAAGCCGGGCGGCUCAGGAGCCCCUACACCGAAUGCUGGUCCCAGAACCUCGAGCGCUACGCUCUCGUGCGCCUCCCGGACGACGUCCCCGACUCGCGCCCACGCGCGCCAGCCUCAUCCACCACCUCCGCGCAGCCCGGCCCCGGCCCGCGCGUCUUCGCGCCGCUCCCCCGCCGCGCCUCCCGACGCACGGUCUCCGAGGGUGGCCUGCGCGUCUUCGCGCCCGCCCUCUCGCGCGAGGCGGUGCGCGGCCUGCAUCCCAAGCACAAGCGCACCGCCGCGACGGUGCAGAUACCCGAGAAGCCCUGGAGUGCAUACACCGUCUCUAGAGGCGCGCCCGCACGCAGCCAGCACGCGCAGGGCACCACCCUGUCCCUCACUGCGUAUCCCCUCCCCACGGGCGAGCCCACCCAAUACGACGAGCGCAGCACUACGUACGAGAGCCUCAAGCUCGCCCUCUCGCGCGACCCCGACACCUGGCCGCCCCCGUCUUCACCCGCGUACUCCCCCCCGCCAUCGCCGCGCCUCCCGCCCGCAUCCUUCGCGCGCGUCCGCACGCGCGCAGGCUCUACCUCCGACGCAGGCACGCCCUCGCUACUCGACGCCUCCCAGCCCUCGGCGCUCUCCAGCCCCUCGCUCACGCUCGCCUACACCCCCGCCGCCAGCGCGCUCGUCGGGCUCGGCAUCUCCGGCCUGCGCAAGGCGGACGGCGCGCCAUUCGACGGGCUCGGCCUCCUCCCGCGGCGCCCGGGCACGCCCUUCGCGGACGCCGACGAGGGGAGCAGCAGCACGCAGUGGUGGGCGUACGACGAGGACGCGCGCGAGCUGGACGAUAUCCUCGGCAGCCUCAGCCUCAGCCCCCGCGUGCGCGCGGAGCCGGAGUCGUCCCCUCCGCGGCUGCUGGACGAGGCCCUGCCCGCGUGGACGCCCUCGCCGCCUCGCCGGUUUGGGAUGCCCCGUGCGCCGUCGCGCGAUGAUGUGUUCCUCUCACGCCCGAAUGCGCGCAGUACGCCGGGCAGGGGCGGGCGUGUGACGCGCACGAGCGCGGGUGGGGGCGAGGCGACGCCCGAGAGGCGGGCGUGGAAGCCGUGA
Molecule: messenger RNA, 1161 nt
Organism: Sparassis crispa
Lineage: Eukaryota; Fungi; Basidiomycota; Agaricomycetes; Polyporales; Sparassidaceae
Exons: 1
Coding region: 1-1161 (386 amino acids)
Source: RefSeq, a predicted model, not a curated record